AAAUCAAACGCGUAGUAAUCUAACACAUAACCAUACUCCGUGUGGUAAUAUAAAAUUAUAAUUAGAACCGACCAUCCCCCAAAUAAAAAUCCCACUUAUACCACAAACUAAAAAAUAUUUUCCACAUCCAAAAAAAAAUAUAAAAAAGCGAACACAAAGAAAAUACAUCCUAGAGUAUAAAAAGUGUUGUUCCACGAUCAUGUACGAUACUUCUGACUUUCAAACGAUAAUGAACUGGUCCGUAUCAGUUUUAUCCGGUAAAAUAAUCGAGCAUGUCUUACGACAUCUUUCAUUGUCCAGUAAUACAUUCGUGGCGACCAAUGAAGCCAAACAAUUGCUUUUUAAUUGGUGACGUGUGUCUCGACAAUUGAACUCAUGAAGUUUGAAAUAAGCGCGUCGAUUAACCAGUACAAUAAUUUAUGAGCGGUCAUUUAGUACCGUUUCAGCCUGUUUCCGCGUGAUUAUUAAUGUGUUCGCUGUCGCGAGUGAUUCACAGAUUUUUUUUCAUUAUACGAACUGAUCGUGGGAGUGAUAGCCGAAGUUUUAGAAAUGCUACUGCGAUCUAGCUUGCGACUUCUUACGGAGGAUAACGUUGAUUCAUCGAGUCGCAGUUGACUUGCACUUAAAGCUAUGGAUGAUGAGGUAAUUGGUGGAGGCCAAAAUAACAAGAGAUUACCAAUGACCCUAAACGUCAGUGGACUGUGGGACGUUGUCCCACGGUUGGAUCAUUAUAGAUUGAGCCGCCGUGCCAAGAGGCCAUCACUGAGCACCCUGCACGAAGGAAAUCUUAUAAAGGACCCGAAUAUAGAAGCUGGUCAAACCGGGACAACGCAGCAAGGACACACGGGAAUAAAGCUAGGAUGGAUACAGGGUGUUCUCAUACCAUGUCUGCUGAACAUAUGGGGUGUGAUGCUUUUCCUACGGCUGUCGUGGGUGGUGGCACAAGCUGGCAUACUGCAGAGUGUCAUCAUUAUCGGAAUAUCGGCGGCUGUCUGCGUCAUCACGACGCUUAGCCUCAGCGCAAUUAGUACUAAUGGGGAAGUAAAGGGAGGUGGUAUAUACUUCAUCAUCUCACGAACCCUGGGAGCAGAAUUUGGUGCAUCGGUUGGGAUUGUUUUCGCAUUCGCUAAUGCAGUCUCAGCUUCCAUGAAUACCAUCGGUUUCUGUGAUUCCCUAAACGAUUUACUGCGAGAACAUAAUCUGAAGAUCAUCGAUAAUGGAGUGAACGAUGUACGAAUCGUGGGUAUAAUCGCUCUGAUCGUUAUGAUCAUGAUCUGUGCGAUUGGAAUGGAGUGGGAGUCGAAGGCGCAAAAUUUCCUCAUAGCCAUCAUUGUUGGAGCCAUUUUCGACUUUUUAAUUGGUACCAUAAUGGGUCCGAGGAACAUAAGUCAAGAAGCCAAAGGAUUCAUGGGAUUUUCCGCUGAAGUCUUCAAGAAGAACUUAGGACCAGAUUAUCGGUUCUCGGAGAACAGCAACCAAACGUUUUUCUCCGUGUUCGCUAUUUUCUUCCCCUCCGUGACCGGAAUUCAAGCGGGUGCUAAUAUUUCCGGUGACCUGAAGGAUGCGGCAAGCAGCAUACCGAUAGGAACUCUGCUCGCGUUGCUAAUCUCUAUGCUGAGCUAUCUGACGUUUGUGCUUUUCGCUGGUGGAGCAGCCCUCAGGGAUGCCGGCGGCUUUAUUGACGCAAACAACACUAUUGUGAACUGUAUUCCGGAAGUUAAUUGCACUUAUGGCUUGCAUAAUAGCUAUUCGGUAAUGCAGCUAAUGUCAGUCUGGGGACCAUUCAUCUACGCCGGUUGUUUCGCCGCAACACUUUCUACAGCUCUAACAAAUUUAUUAUCUGUUCCACGAUUGAUACAAGCUUUGGGAAAAGAUCGAAUUUAUCCUGGACUGAUUUAUUUCAGUAAAGGUUACGGAAAACAUGGUGAACCCUAUCGUGGCUAUAUUCUUACGUUCUUUGUUGCAGCACUGUUCCUCUUAAUCGCAAAUUUGAAUGCAGUCGCACCUUUGAUCUCAAACUUCUACCUAGCAUCCUACGCGUUGAUCAAUUUCUGCACUUUUCACGCGGCACUAAUUCGACCACUCGGAUGGCGUCCUACUUUCAGAUAUUACAACACCUGGUUGUCGUUAUCAGGUUUUAUCACGUGUGUGUCCAUAAUGUUCCUCAUUGAUUGGGUAACAUCGCUGGUUACCUUUGUAAUUAUCUUCGCACUGUACUUAAUAGUCGUUUAUCGAAAGCCUGAUGUGAAUUGGGGCAGCAGUACUCAGGCGCAAACUUACAAAACUGCACUUUCUAUCGUAUACAGGUUGAAUUCCAUCGACGAACACGUGAAAAAUUACGCUCCCCAAAUUUUGGCACUAAGCGGACUGCCUGGCGCCAGGCCAGCCUUGCUGCAUCUGGCAAAUCUCAUCACGAAAAACCACUCGUUGCUGAUUUCCGGAGAAAUAUAUCCGACUCGUCUGUCUUACCGUUUGCGAUCGGUACGAUUGAGGAAUGGCUACGCGUGGUUGCAUCAACAACGUAUAAAGUCGUUCUAUCACGUGGUGGAGGACUUGAGCUUCGAACGGGGUGCGUCGGCUUUAAUGCAAGCAACAGGUGUCGGGAAAUUAGCGCCGAACGUGGUUCUGAUGGGAUAUAAAACGCACUGGGGUACUUGCAAUCAUAAGGAUCUUCAAGAGUAUUUCAACGUUCUUCAUAACGCAUUUGACCAGAAAUUAGCGGUGGCGAUGUUGCGAAUUGCGGAAGGUUUGGACUGUUCCGAAAUCGUGACAGCAAAUGGCGACGAUGAGCAUGGUAUUUUAGCGCAGAGCAGCUAUGAUUUAACGGGAAAUACUUUGAUGCAUGUGGACAGCAAUUUGUCCAUGUCCAGUCAGAUACCGAGGGUUCAGAGCGUGCCAACAAUGGAUGUGUCAGGGACUCAAUUCUCGACUACCGAUGGACCUCAGAUGAUACGAGAUUCGCCUACUCAUGGAAGCGCUCGUGAAUACCUGAAGACCAAACGGAAACAUGCGAUCGAGAAGUUAAUGGAAAAGCGACACGCGAUGACACCUGUUCCUGAACGCUUAGCAAUUUUCCAAAAAAAACAUAAGACUGGAACCAUUGAUGUGUGGUGGUUGUACGAUGAUGGAGGUUUGACGAUUCUGUUGCCAUAUAUUAUUAGCACACGCUCAAACUGGGAGCACUGCAAAAUGAGGAUUUUUGCAUUGGCUAACCACAAGCAAGAUAUUGUGGCACAAGAGAAAGAGAUGGCAGAGAUUAUGGCGAAAUUCAGAAUAAAAUACACAAGUUUGAAGAUGGUGGAUGAUAUCAGUGUUCAGCCUAAACAAGAAACACAAGAUUUGUUUGAUAAACUUAUAUCUGAUUUUCGGAAAAAUGACUCUGCCGAUACAGAUUGCUGUGUAACAGAUCUUGAACUACAAACCCUAAAAGACAAAACACACAGGCAACUGAGAUUACGAGAACUGUUACUAGAAAACUCUAGCCAGUCCACACUGGUUGUAAUGUCCCUGCCAAUGCCACGAAAGGGUGCAGUUUCCGCUCCGCUUUACAUGGCAUGGCUAGAAGCUUUGACCAAAGAUAUGCCACCGACUCUUUUAAUACGCGGAAAUCAUACGUCCGUGUUGACAUUCUACUCGUAGUUCACCGAUAUUAUAUUAAACAAUAAUACAAUUUUAGAAUCUAAAGGUACUUACGUUAAAAAGCGUGGUGAAAAGGUCUACGCGAACGGCGGAGACAUUUUCAAAUAUGAACAGACCAGUAUUCGGUAUAUUCAUGCCAAAAGUUAGUUAGAUAUUAUCAUUUGUUUUCGUUUUUAUACAGUAUUUACCGACGUUGAGCCCAGUGGUACUUAAUGACGAGAUUAUUUUAAUGUAGAAAGACAACAAUAUAGGUACUUACUUCGAUAAAUAAUAAUGUCGUGAAUUUGAUACUUACAGGGCUUUAGGAUACAUUAAAGUAUUUUAGCAAAGGCGUUUUGAAAGUGUGCAGUUUCGUUUAAGUAGUAAUAUAUGGCACGUUAAUAUGUACGUGACUUAUGCAAAUGGCAUGCAGUAUCACUUAAAUACACAGUUCAAUUUUUUAUCGAUUGUGGUAAACUUCUUAGCGACAUAUAUAAUCAAUUAAUUUAAUUAUAUGAUAUUAACAUUUUUAUAAUGGAAGUAAUUCUAUGACAUCAAAGAAAUAGUCCUCACUUCUCAGCAGGAACACAGAGUGUUUUAAACAAAACGAUAAGUGUACAAUAUUUUUCAGAUCCCAGUGUAUUUUUUAUAAUUAUUCCUAUCUACACAAAUUUUUUUAUUAGGAUUUCAAUUGCAGUACGAAAUAUUUGUACUUAAAAGUAAUAAUGACUUAUAUAUUUAAAAUGGUAAUGAAAACUAUUGAAGUAUUUCACAGAAAUAAGAAAUGUUUUUUAGAUAAACAUGUAUUGUUCAUGAAUUGAAUGUAAAGUUAAAGAAGUAUAUAAUGCUUUUAAAAUAUUUCUUAGCUAUAGAAUAAAAGUGUAAGGACAAAGCUUAGCUGCAUAUUAUUUUCAAUUAGACUUCUUCAAUUUAGAAGCUAGAUAUAUUAUUAUUUUACACUCACGUGUAAAUAAUUUAUAUUAGUAACAUAAUAUGGAUUAUGAAUAACAUUGUUCAACACUUAUUUGGGCCAUUAAUAUUCAAUAAGCAUUUCAUGGAGAUCUUUGUACACUGAAUACGAAUCUAAAAACAUUCUGUAUAAUUAUGCAAAAGUAUUUAAAAAAAGAAAGCAUAAGAAAUUAUCGUCUCUUUCUUUGAAAAUCUUCGAACGACCAAAUUAUUGCUAUCCUUGUCUCUUCUGCAAGAAGAGACUCGCCAACUCCUGAAUGGAGUUUCUCAGUUUCACCGCAAGAGGUCACUAACUUAGAAAUCUUAAAAACUGAAAAUGUAUACUUUUUCCUCAAAUUCGAAACCAUUUAUAGAUUCUUAUUCAGCACAUAUUUUAAGAAAAGUUAAAAUUUGUUGAUUGAUGUAAUCCUUAUCAUCUAUAAAACAAUAUUAUAUCUUUCUUUUCUAAGGAAUCAAUAUACUUAGUGAACACAAAAGUAACUUUGAUGUAAAACAACAGAGCAAUUACCUUAUAGAUAA
Megachile rotundata (alfalfa leafcutting bee) is the source of this 5106-nucleotide messenger RNA. It is a transcript of the gene NKCC, whose product is annotated as sodium potassium chloride cotransporter. Gene Ontology annotation, molecular function: sodium:potassium:chloride symporter activity. Gene Ontology annotation, cellular component: membrane. The record is from RefSeq and is a predicted model, not a curated record. Lineage: Eukaryota; Metazoa; Arthropoda; Insecta; Hymenoptera; Megachilidae. Gene Ontology annotation, biological process: potassium ion homeostasis; potassium ion import across plasma membrane; chloride ion homeostasis.